GAAAAAACAUUUCAGCUCCGUAAGAAAAUUUUUAUCCGAUUUUAGUCUAUAGUUAUUAUUAGAGAAAGUUAGAAUUAUAGAUACAUUCGAUUCCAAUGCCAAGCAACAAUGUAGUUAGCAAACCGCCAACCUCUCUUGGUAAGCUUAAGCCUUGUUCUGUGUGCGGUGGAUCACUAUAACGCUCCUGGCAGACGUCGAAGUGCCUCUAACUACUACAACUAGUAUCGGAGUAUAAAGAGUAAGGCGAUCACCAUGCUGCGAGCUGCCAUAUACCAUUCACGAUCUCUCAUCGCAAGGUUGCAGCCACCUGCAUCCAGGGCAUGCAGUGGGGCCACAGGGGAUGAGCAUGUGCAUGCUGGUGUACCUUAUAAAACGUUACAAAGUACAACAGCAGGCGACUCGUCCCUCCCCCAGUCUGCCGAUGUUGUUAUUAUUGGAGGCGGAUCGCUUGGCUGCAACACCCUGUAUCAUCUAGCCAAGCAAGGUGUAACGAACACUGUUUUGAUUGAGAAAGACCAGCUGACGGCUGGGACAACUUGGCACACUGCUGGUUUGCUCUGGCGAUUACGGCCAAGUGACAUUGACGUCCAACUGAUAAAUCACACACGAAAUGUCAUCAAACAGAUCGAAGAAGAGACAGGAGUCGAUCCAGGAUGGAUUGAAAAUGGUGGCAUGUUCAUUUCCUCGACAAAAGAAAGACUCGAUGAAUACAAGCGAAUGAUGAGUCUUGGCAAAGCCUUCGGUAUCGAGUCACACGUUCUAGGCCCAGCAGAAACGAAAGAUAUUUACCCAUUAAUGAAUGUUGAUGAUGUCUACGGUGUGCUAUACAGCCCAGGUGAUGGCACUAUUGACCCGGCAGGAUUUUGCUCAGCACUGACGAGAGGUGCUACCAAACGUGGGGCUAAGGUAGUCACUGACUGCAGUGUCACUGAUAUCCAAACAAAAGUUGAUGAAUUUGGAGUGAAGAGAGUGAUUGGAGUUGAAACAGACAGGGGUGUUAUCAAAACAAAUAAUGUGGCUAACUGCGCAGGCGUUUGGGCACCUUCACUAGGAAAAAUGGCCGGCGUCAAGGUGCCGCUCGUUCCAAUGAAACACGCAUACGUUGUCACGGAACGUAUUGAAGGAAUUCAAAAUAUGCCCAACGUUAGGGACCAUGAUGCAUCAGUCUACCUCAAACUUCAGGGCGAUGCGCUCUCGAUGGGUGGCUAUGAACCGGAUCCUAUUUUUACUGGCGAGAUGGAGAAAGACUUUGCCUUCUCCCUCUACGAACUUGACUGGGAUGUGUUCAGCGUUCACACAGAGGGCGCCAUCAACCGAGUACCCGUCAUCGAACGCACCGGCGUCAAAUCAACUGUUUGUGGCCCCGAGUCAUUCACAUCCGAUCACAAGCCGCUGAUGGGGGAAAGUCCAGAGGUCCGAGGUUUUUUCCUCGGCUGUGGGUUCAACAGCAGCGGGAUGAUGUUGGGUGGAGGUUGCGGGCGUGAGCUGGCAAAAUGGAUCAUAAAUGGCCGUCCUGAUCUUGAUAUGUUCGGAUAUGAUAUUCGGCGUUUCACGGAAAGGCUGACGGACAACCAAAAGUGGAUUAAAGAAAGAAGCCACGAGUCGUAUGCCAAGAAUUACAGCAUUGUAUUUCCUCACGAUGAGCCUCUAGCUAGCAGAGGCCUCAGGAAGGAUGCCCUUUAUGAGGUACUACUGGAGAAAGGCUGUGUGUUUCAAGAACGUCUUGGAUGGGAACGACCGGGCUGGUUUUCUCCGAAUGAAAACGUCCCAGCACUUGAGUACGAUUAUUACGGAUCUUACGACAACAAGCCUCGCGAGAAUUAUGGAUACAAUCAAAAACUGCUGCAGGAUUAUACGUUUGAUUUCCCAGUUCACCAUGAGCAGAUUGGUAAAGAAUGCCUGACAUGCCGCAACAGUGUUGCAGCAUUCGACAUGUCAUAUUUCGGCAAAUACUACCUUGUCGGACCCGACGCAGAGAAGGCAGCGAAUUGGAUAUUCUCUAACGAUAUCAGGAAGGCGACCGGGUCCACUGUCUAUAGUUGUAUGUUGAACAAGGCUGGAGGCGCGGAGGCUGAUCUGACAGUGAGUGUGCUGGAGCCGGGUGACGGAGCCCCUCACAGUCCUGCAUUUGAAGGACGAGGGUACUACCUGGCUGUUGGAGGGGCAGCAGCACAGCAGAACUACAGCCAUCUCAUGACCGUUAUUCAGGACAAUAAAUUCAACUGCCGCCUAAUUGACCACACUGAUGACAUGGUACUUAUUAGUGUUCAAGGGCCUCAAAGUCGUGCUGUCCUGCAACAAUUAUCUGAGACAGAUUUCAGCAACGAAGCUUUCCCUUUCUCGACCCAUCAAGCUAUAAAAGUUGCCGGGCACGAUUGUCGGGCGCUGCGGUUGUCGUUUGUCGGUGAACUCGGCUGGGAGUUGCACGUGCCCAAUAAAUCGGCCGUGGAUGUCUAUCGAGCAGUCAUGGAAGCUGGUGGCCAGUAUGGUAUCUGCGAUGCUGGGUACCGAGCUAUUGAUUCUCUGAGCAUAGAAAAAGGUUAUCGCCAUUGGCACGCAGACCUCCGUAGUGAUGACACACCCCUGGAAUCCAAUCUUGCAUUCACCUGCAAGUUGAAAACCGACGUGCCAUUUUUAGGACGGGAAGCGCUGGAAAAACAGAAGAAGGAUGGUCUGAAGAAGAAGUUGGCUGCAUUCACCAUUGAUGAGCACGUCCCUCUCCACGGAUUGGAAACGAUCUUUAGAGAUGAUGUCGCUGUCGGAUUCCUUCGAAGGGCAGACUACGCAUUUGCGCUCAACAAAAGCAUUGGAUAUGGCUAUGUCUCGCACCCAGAGGGAGGCAACGUCACUAACGAUUUCCUCAAAGCAGGCAGCUAUCGUGUCGAACACAUGGGCAAUUCUUUCGAUGCGAAGAUCCACAUACAGACCCCCUUUGAUCCUAAGCAUAAGAGAGUGAAAGGACUUUAUGACUAGUCUUAUACCGUUUUUCUCAUGUUCAGAGAUGGAAGUGAGAAUGGCUUAUCAACUAACUGCGAUGCAAUAAAAUGGCAUCUUGUGAUUUUUAUAAUGGCAGACCUUAAAAAACUUGCCAAAGCUUUCACCUCCCUUCGGUAGGCAUAUCCAGUUAAGUCUGAGGUCUUGCGCAGACAUACGUUUGACCUCAUUGUACAUUUUUCACAACCCACUUUGUCCCAGUUCUUAGGGAGCCUGUGUCUCCCCCAAUCCCUGUUGAGCAUCGGUUGUUGUGACUGGAUCUGGGUCACCUCUUUUAUGUCUCUCCUAAACCAAUCCUCCUUAAUGUAAAAAACCUUGGCAUUAUCCAUGUCAAUGGAGUGGCCUUGCUUCAUUAUUAUAUCAUUACCAGCAACGUAACUCUAUUGGAUUUUUCCCAGAGGUGUGGUCUCCACUUUAUAGACACUUGAGUACAAGAUACCAUAGCUUUUUCAUCUCAUUCGACAGACUCUCGAUUAGCUAUAUGUUGUGUGUGUGUUAAACAUACCUGUUGAGAAGAGCCAGGAAUUUUAGUUCCUUAAAAGCCACUCCUGUUCAUCCAGAAAUACCGUCCUGGAAUUGAACCUGGGCCCUAUUGCGUGGGAGCCACCAGUGUUAACUACUAGGCUAUGAGGCCCCCCUUAUGCACCGCAACCUUGGAGUUUUACUUCUGGGGUGGAAGUUUCCAUCACCCUAGACCUCAGACGACACUGAUGAAGACUACCAUAUAUGAAGGUGAAGCUUUGGUAAGCGACUUGUGAUUUUGGCUCAAUUAUGGACUAUCAAUUAUAUGCUCAAACCUAAGUAUAUUUUAAUAAUAAAUCCGUCUAGUGUUAAUGGAUGCAGGUCAUAAUUCCUUCAUGUGUUAUUGGAUGCAGGUCAUAAUUCCUUCAUGUGUUAUUGGAUGCAGGUCAUAAUUCCUUCAUGUGUUAUUCGAUGCAGGUCAUAAUUCCUUCAUGUGUUAUUCGAUGCAGGUCAUAAUUCCUUCAUGUGUUAUUCGAUGCAAGUCAAGCCUAGGAACUUCUCCAUAUUUUACAAGAGAUAGCCAAGCGUCAACAUUAUUAGUCUAUAAACAAUAUUGGGUAACUUGUAAAGUAGGAGGAAACCUACGCUGUUGAACAGAGUUUCUCUUCGGCGUGAGUAUACCAGGAUUGACCGGGAACUUAACCAGGAAUCAAACUGCCUAUUCCUCUUCUGCCUCUCCUUUUUAGCCUUUUCCCUUUUCACCUAUUCCUCUUCUGCCUAGUCUUCUGCCCAUUUCCACUUCUGCCUUUUUCUUGCCAGUGUUUCACUUUCUUCCCAUUUUAACCUUUAUUCCAGAUUGCUUAUAGCACCCCGUGAAAGAAACUCUCCCAAACAGAAUGAGCUGGUCCAUCAGAAAGGUUUGAUAUGCUCGAUUUGACUCUGCAACUCAUAGACUGCACAGCAUCUUUCUUUCUGGGUAAUGCUGGUGAUUCAUGGAAUCAUCAUAGAACUUGGCCAACUAUUCUUAUUUUGCCGAAUUCUGAAGCUUGUUACACUAUAAUAGGUUGAUACUUCGUCUCUGAUCAGAGAGUUGUGACACAUUAGCUAGUUGUGAGCGCAUCUCUGACCAGAGACUGAUGACACAUUGGCUUGUUGUGACGGUGUCUCUGAUCAGAGACAGAUGGCACCUUGGCUGGCUGUGCAGUGUCUCAGAUCAGAGACAGAUGGCACCUUGGCUGGCUGUGCAGCGUCUCAGAUCAGAGACUGAUGGCACCUUGGCUUGUUGUGACAGUGUCUCAGAUCAGAGACUGAUGGCACCUUGGCUGGUUGUGAUAAUGUCUAUGAUCAGAGAAUGAUGACACCUUUGCUGGCUGUGCAGUGUCUCAGAUCAGAGACUGAUGGCACCUUGGCUUGUUGUGACAGUGUCUCAGAUCAGAGACUGAUGGCACCUUGGCUGGCUGUGACAGUGUCUCAGAUCAGAGACUGAUGGCACCUUGGCUUAUUGUGACAGUGUCUCUGAUCAGAGACAUAUGGCACCUUUGCUGGCUGCGCAGUGUCUCAGAUCAGAGACUGAUGGCACCUUUGCUGGCUGUGACAGUGUCUAUGAUCAGAGACUGAUUGCACCUUGGCUGGCUGUGACAGUGUCUAUGAUCAGAGAUUGAUGGCACUUUGGCUGGCUAUGCAGUGUCUCAGAUCAGAGACUAAUGGCACCUUUGCUGGCUGCCCAAGUGUCUCAGAUCAGAGACUGAUGGCACCUUUGCUGGCUGCCCAGUGUCUCAGAUCAGAGACUGA
This is a messenger RNA of Lineus longissimus, 5247 nucleotides long. RefSeq names its product sarcosine dehydrogenase, mitochondrial-like. Gene Ontology annotation, cellular component: mitochondrion; cytoplasm; mitochondrial matrix. Lineage: Eukaryota; Metazoa; Nemertea; Pilidiophora; Heteronemertea; Lineidae. The record is from RefSeq and is a predicted model, not a curated record. Gene Ontology annotation, molecular function: sarcosine dehydrogenase activity; protein binding. The transcript is spliced from 16 exons. The coding region runs from base 253 to 2973 and encodes 906 amino acids.